Messenger RNA from Tremella mesenterica DSM 1558, 411 nucleotides. RefSeq lists its product as uncharacterized. NCBI's taxonomy places the organism in Eukaryota, Fungi, Basidiomycota, Tremellomycetes, Tremellales, Tremellaceae. The coding region runs from base 1 to 411 and encodes 136 amino acids. The record is from RefSeq and is a predicted model, not a curated record. The transcript has 2 exons.
AUGUAUGCACUGUCUAUGGACAAAUUUUCAGUGAUAAUGGACGACCUGAGAGAGAAUGUAAACCAGGCAAUGACCCAACCUGAGCUCUUUGCUCCUAGUAUUCCUCAAGCUUUCACCGACACCUUGGUACUUAUGAGCAGCUUUCUGACAUGUACACCAGUACUUGCACCAACAAGUGACCUGAGGGAGAAUAGAAGAUUGGCUCUUGCUUAUGCCUUAUGUUCUGUUCACCUUCUGCAGAGCGUCAUGGGUUGGCACUGGGCCCAAGUCAGCCAGGGUGAAGGACCUGUUCCACAAUUGGAGUGGCUCAUUGUACACACAGGGUAUCUCAGCACUAAGUUUCUGCGUAAGGGAGGUUUGAUGGAGAAGACAGAUUAUGGUGAAUAUUAUGCACGUGCACAGAGGCUUUGA